CUGGGGUGCUGGCGAGGCGAGCCUGCCCCAGGCUGUCUGUCUGCUCGUGCGGCGGUGGGGGGGACACACGAUGACCUUCCCCUCCUCACGAAGACCUAAGAGGGAAGAGCAACCCCCAGCGAGAGCCCCCUGUGCUGAUGAUUUUCAGGGACUUGUUGGCAACUCAGCGAGGGUUGCCAUAGCUUUUUUAUGUAGGGUGACCAGAACCGGCUGAAACUGGUUUGAGGCAGAUCAGCUCCUGAACACAAUGCAGUCACUGAGCUACUACAGUGGGAUAGCAGCUUCCUCCCUUCAUGGCAGCCAAAAGCAGAGGAGCUUGCAGGAAGGUACCACCCCAACACAGUAUGUGAAUGCACACUUAGACACCACACAGCACUGGUACGUGACUAAUGGAGCCCUUAAAGACUCUGGGUAGAGAAGAUGGAAACAAAUGUGCAGGUUUGCGAGGUCUGAGAUGACUUGGGCUUUUCCUGCCUUUUUCUUUUUGCUUAAGGGAUGGACAAGGAGCUGAGAUUUAUGACCCUUAUUAAAGAAAAAAAUGUGCCUUGCUAGGGUGGGGACACUUGGUUUAUGCAGAGUCUCUCUCUCUCGUUCUCUGUGUUUUUAACAAAACCAAACCAAAAUGAACUGAUGGAUUUCUGAUGGUUGUUGGUGCUGGCGGAUGCUACUUUGCAUGCUUUUUUUUUUCUCUUGCAGGGUAUGUUCUGUUUUGUGCUUUUCCUUGUAGAAGCUACUAAAGGGUGUUGGGGAUACUUCUGACUGUUAUGAAGGCCGAAAGAGAAUGCAACCGCGUGGCAGAAACUGAACACUGGUCCAAAGUCUUUCCAACAGGUCAAGGUUCUCAAGAGCGCCCGAGCGGACCCAUGACCAUGGGGGAUAUGAAGACCCCAGACUUCGACGACCUCCUGGCAGCGUUCGACAUCCCCGACAUGGUCGACCCCAAAGCCGCCAUCGAGUCCGGCCACGACGACGCCGAGGCCCACGCCAAGCCCAGCGCGCACGGGGACGACGACGCGCACGCGCCGGCCGCCUCCGACGUGGGCGUGAGCGUCAUCGUGAAGAACGUGCGCAGCGUGGACUCGGCCGAGGGCGCCGACAAGGACGGCCACGCGCCCGCGGGCAACGGGCUGCACAACGGCUUCCUGGCCGCGGCCGCGCUCGACGGCUACGGCAAGGACGGGCCCAAGGCGCUCAAGGGCGACGCGCCCGCCGCCGAGGCGCUCAAGGACGCGGCCUUCAGCCAGUUCAGCCCCAUCUCCAGCGCCGAGGAGUUCGACGACGACGAGAAGAUCGAGGUGGACGACCCCCCCGACAAGGAGGAGGCGCGCCCCGGCUUCAGGGCCAGCCUGCUGGCCGGGCCGCUGCCCGCGCAGGGCUACGAGAAGCUGCGCGCGCUCGGCGGGGAGCACCUGGGCAAGGCCGCGCCGCCCGCCGCGGGCGCCGGCGAGAAGGGCAAAGCGGUCAAGAGAGAGACGGAGGCGAAUUCGCUGAACCUCGGCGUCUACGAGCCCUUCAAAGCCAGGAAAGCGGAGGACAAGCUGAAGGAGAACGCCGAGAAGGGGCCCGAGAACAGGAUCCACGACGGGAAGCUGAACCCCGACAAGAACGACAGCGCCCCGGGCGCCCCGCCGGGCAGGGCCAAGCCGUCCUCCAAGCUCUCCUCCUGCAUCGCGGCCAUCGCGGCGCUCAGCGCCAGGAAGGCGGCGUCCGACCCCGGGAAGGAGCCCGCGGCCCACUCCCGGGAGCCCUCCCCCUCGCCCAAAGAGGCCCACGACAGCCCCAGAGCCAUAGAGAAGUCCCCCGAACCCCAGAGUCUCAUCGACGGGACGAAGAAAGCCCCCCUGAAGCAGCCGGACAGCCCCCGGAGCAUCUCCAGUGAGAACAGCAGCAAGGGCUCGCCCUCCUCGCCCGCGGGAUCGACACCAGCAAUCCCCAAGGUCCGCAUCAAAACCAUCAAGACGUCCUCAGGGGAGAUAAAGAGAACUGUGACCAGGGUGUUGCCCGAGGUCGAUCCCGACGCUGGAAAAAAGUCUUCCGAGCAGACGGGGGCGGUGAUGGCCUCCGUGACCUCGCUCCUGUCCUCUCCUGCUUCGGCAGCUGUCCUGUCCUCACCCCCCAGGGCACCCCUGCAGUCCGCCGUGGUCACCAACACGGGGGCCCCUGCGGAGUUGACCCCUAAACAGGUCACUAUUAAGCCUGUGGCCACUGCCUUCCUCCCAGUGUCUGCUGUGAAGACGGCAGGGUCUCAGGUCAUCAAUUUGAAGCUCGCUAACAACACGACAGUCAAAGCCACGGUCAUAUCUGCGGCCUCUGUUCAGAGCGCCAGCAGCGCCAUCAUCAAAGCGGCCAACGCCAUCCAACAGCAAACCGUCGUGGUGCCCGCCUCCAGCCUGGCCAACGCCAAACUCGUGCCAAAGACUGUGCACCUCGCCAACCUUAACCUUCUGCCUCAGGGCGCCCAGGCCACUUCUGAGCUCCGCCAAGUGCUAACCAAACCUCAGCAGCAAAUAAAGCAGGCAAUAAUCAACGCGGCAGCCUCGCAGCCCCCCAAAAAGGUGUCUCGGGUCCAGGUGGUGUCCUCCCUGCAGAGUUCGGUGGUGGAAGCUUUCAACAAGGUGCUGAGCAGCGUCAACCCAGUCCCAGUUUACAUCCCCAACCUCAGUCCUCCUGCCAACGCGGGCAUCACGCUGCCCACCCGGGGGUAUAAGUGCUUGGAGUGCGGCGACUCCUUCGCCCUGGAGAAGAGCCUGACCCAGCACUACGACAGGCGCAGCGUGCGCAUCGAGGUGACCUGCAACCACUGCACCAAGAACCUUGUUUUCUACAACAAGUGCAGCCUCCUCUCGCAUGCCCGCGGGCACAAGGAGAAAGGGGUGGUGAUGCAGUGCUCACACCUGAUUUUAAAGCCGGUCCCAGCAGAUCAGAUGAUCGUUUCUCCGUCAAGCAAUACUUCUACUUCAUCUUCCGCUCUUCCGAGCUCCGCGGGAGCUGGCACACACACUGUAACAAAAAUUCAGUCUGGCAUCACGGGGACGGUCAUAUCGGCUCCGUCGAGCACGCCCAUUGUCCCGGCGAUGCCCCUGGACGAGGACCCUUCCAAGCUCUGUAGGCACAGUCUGAAAUGUCUGGAGUGUAAUGAAGUUUUCCAGGACGAGACGUCACUGGCGACACAUUUCCAGCAGGCCGCAGACACGAGUGGACAAAAGACUUGCACUAUCUGCCAGAUGCUGCUUCCUAACCAGUGCAGUUAUGCAUCCCACCAGAGAAUCCAUCAGCACAAAUCUCCCUACACCUGCCCUGAGUGCGGGGCCAUCUGCAGGUCGGUGCACUUCCAGACCCACGUCACCAAGAACUGUCUGCACUACACGCGGAGAGUUGGUUUUCGGUGCGUCCACUGCAACGUCGUGUACUCUGAUGUGGCUGCUCUGAAGUCGCACAUCCAGGGUUCCCACUGUGAAGUCUUCUACAAGUGUCCUAUUUGUCCAAUGGCGUUUAAGUCGGCCCCCAGCACACAUUCUCAUGCCUACACCCAGCAUCCGGGCAUCAAGAUAGGAGAGCCAAAAAUAAUAUAUAAGUGUUCCAUGUGCGACACGGUAUUUACCCUGCAAACUCUGCUGUAUCGCCACUUUGACCAACACAUCGAAAACCAGAAGGUGUCCGUUUUCAAGUGUCCAGACUGUUCUCUUUUAUAUGCACAGAAGCAACUCAUGAUGGACCAUAUCAAGUCUAUGCAUGGAACGUUGAAAAGUAUUGAAGGCCCUCCAAACUUGGGAAUAAACUUACCUUUGAGCAUUAAGCCUGCAACUCAGAAUUCAGCAAAUCAAAACAACAAAGAGGACACCAGAUCCAUGAACGGGAAAGAGAAAUUGGAGAAGAAAUCUCCAUCUCCUGUCAAAAAAUCGAUGGAAUCCAAGAAAGUGGCCAGUCCUGGGUGGACGUGUUGGGAGUGUGACCGUCUGUUUACCCAACGAGACGUUUACAUUUCUCACGUGAGGAAGGAACAUGGGAAGCAAAUGAAAAAACACCCUUGCCGCCAGUGUGACAAAUCCUUCAGCUCAUCACACAGCCUGUGCCGCCACAACCGGAUCAAGCACAAAGGCAUCAGGCACUGCCCAGACUCCAGACGUACCUUUACGAAACGGUUGAUGCUGGAGAAGCACAUCCAGCUUAUGCAUGGUAUUAAGGAUCCUGACUUGAAAGAAAUGACAGAAGCCACCAAUGAGGAGGAAACAGAAAUAAAAGAAGAUACUAAGGUUCCUAGUCCCAAGCGGAAGUUGGAAGAACCCGUGUUGGAGUUCAGACCUCCCAGAGGAGCCAUCACCCAGCCCCUGAAGAAAUUAAAGAUCAACGUCUUCAAGGUCCACAAGUGCGCCGUGUGCGGCUUCACCACCGAGAACCUGCUGCAGUUUCACGAGCACAUCCCGCAGCACAAGUCGGACGGCUCGUCCUACCAGUGCCGGGAGUGCGGCCUCUGCUACACGUCGCACGUCUCCCUGUCCCGGCACCUGUUCAUCGUGCACAAGCUGAAGGAGCCCCAGCCUGUGUCCAAGCAGAACGGGGCCGGGGAAGACCACCAGCAGGAGAACAAGCCGGGGCCCGAGGACGAGGCGGCGGACGGCACGCCGUCGGACAGGAAGUGCAAGGUGUGCGCAAAGACGUUCGAGACGGAAGCUGCCUUAAACGCGCACAUGCGGACACACGGCAUGGCCUUCAUCAAGUCCAAAAGAGUCAGUGCAGCCGAGAAAUAGCCACGGCCCUCCCGCGAGGAAAAUCCCAGUCCACAUUGGAGUAAAAAAGACAUUUUUGUUACAAAAAGUUGGCAGUGUAAUAGCGCUGACAGCCAGGCCAGGCUGUUUGGGGGUCUCCUCUCUCCACAUCCCUUUACCUGGUGGUGGUCCAUCCUCGAGAAGCAUUAAAGCAGUAUUUGAGUUUAAAAGAGUUUGUAUAUAUUUAAAUGAAUAACUUUUUAUACUCUUUGUUACAUGUUUGUAUCAGUAUUUAGUGGAAAACGUUUUGAGGUUUUGUUGGUUUUUUGGGGGGCUAGAGUUUUUCUUUUUGUACUGUUUCUUUAAAACGGAGUUCUUAGUAACAGGGGCAGUUCCUGAAAUCAAAUAAACCAUUUUGUAUGUUACGGAUUUGAAUGGGUUAACUAAUUACAGGCGAAGAUAAUGCCUUUUUUAGUGUUUUUAAUUUUUAGAAUUCACUACGUAAAUUGUAGAUUUCCGUGGGUCUCAAACACUCUGGGGACUCCUAAGUGUCUUAGCACUACCCUCCACGUGCCUGCUCUCACCGGGGAGCGCACACUUCUCCCGGACCGCCCGGCCUGUUCCCGGGCCUCGCGGGCGGCUCUCGGGCCGCCCUCAGGUAGCUUCUUCCACGUCUGGGUAACAACUUAGGCCAGAAAGGAGUGUGGGUUCCCUUAACUCCAUCUCAGAACCGGGGAGUGGGGUGUCCUCAAGGGAAAAACCAGGGGCUGGUUGUCUUUCUGGGCACAUUUGCGAGCCUGGCGUCCAUAGCACGAGGGGGUCCGGUCAGGAAAGGGCUGGGCUACCCUAGAGGUUGCACAGGUGCGGUCAGUCCGGUGGAUUUCUGGUAGUCAAGCUCCUGUCGUGUCAUUUAUUAACCAUUACAGAGACACAACUAAAAAUAUCUAGUAUUUCUUUGGCUCUUGACAGGAAAAAAAAAAAAAAUUAUUCACUGUUGACUUAACCCUUUGCUGUCUGAAGAGUUGGCGUUUCCUGUUCUGGGUGCUACCGCCAAAUGUCCUGGUACUUUGAGUUGGAUGCACAACUCCGCGCCGACUUCACAAGCGGCCUGCAGCACCGUCGCCCUCCAGUUAAGUGCUGAGCCACCGCGUUGAGGUCGGUCACUUCAAUAAGUGUUUCUAAUACCAGUAGUUCUGCUUUGCCCGCGUGCAGCAGGGUACUCCUGUCCCUUCCGUUCAUAGUUCUCUGGGAGAGUUACACAUUUUGGUUCUGUGUUUUCUUUUGCAUUUUAUAUCUUGUAUUUAUCCCCAAACAUGUUUUGUACUUUUUUUUUUUUUUUUAAAAGAAA
Talpa occidentalis (Iberian mole) is the source of this 6054-nucleotide messenger RNA. It is a transcript of the gene ZNF532, whose product is annotated as zinc finger protein 532. NCBI's taxonomy places the organism in Eukaryota, Metazoa, Chordata, Mammalia, Eulipotyphla, Talpidae. The transcript is spliced from 10 exons. Bases 765 to 4748 code for a protein of 1327 amino acids. The record is from RefSeq and is a predicted model, not a curated record.